This is a messenger RNA of Truncatella angustata, 318 nucleotides long. Its product is annotated as acyl CoA binding protein. The coding region runs from base 1 to 318 and encodes 105 amino acids. NCBI's taxonomy places the organism in Eukaryota, Fungi, Ascomycota, Sordariomycetes, Amphisphaeriales, Sporocadaceae. The record is from RefSeq and is a predicted model, not a curated record. The transcript has 2 exons. Gene Ontology annotation, molecular function: long-chain fatty acyl-CoA binding. Gene Ontology annotation, biological process: fatty acid metabolic process.
AUGUCUGCCCCUCAGAGCGACGCUUUCAAGCAGGCUGUCAUCGACAGCAAGAAGCUGACAUCGAAGCCUAGCAACGAUGAUCUUCUCGAGUUCUACGCCUACUUCAAGGUCGGUACCGGCGAGGACUUCUCUUCCGCAGCCAAGCCUGGCAUGUUCGACCUGAAGGGCAAGGCCAAGUACAACGCCUGGGAGAAUGUUCACAAGGACGGCCUCUCGGCCAAGGAGGCCCAGGACAAGUACGUCGAGCUCAUCGAGGCCGCCAAGAACAAGUACGGUUUCGACGCCAACAAGCAGCCCGAGGCCGUUGGCUCUUCGUAG